Molecule: messenger RNA, 1211 nt
Organism: Linepithema humile (Argentine ant)
Lineage: Eukaryota; Metazoa; Arthropoda; Insecta; Hymenoptera; Formicidae
Source: RefSeq, a predicted model, not a curated record
ACGUUUUACGAUUAAUCAUAUACUUGCUUCGAGUUAAAAGUAUUUUAUUCGUAUUAAAAGUGCACAAUGCGAUUUUUAUCGGGAGUGCCGAAUAAAGUGUCGGGCGAUUACCGGGAUGUGUUGUUUACCGCGGAUGUUCGCGAUUAACAGUGUUUCGUUGAUCGUUUGGCGACCGACCAUGAAUGCAAAUAGGUUAUAAUUCCGAAAAUGAAUCAAGUAAACCGUACUUGUUAACUGUGUCGCCAAGAUGAUCAUCGUGCGUCUUUCUCGCUCCAAGUCCGUAAACGUAUCAAAUCUACCGUCUGCCGAAUAUGUAAGAUGAAUCACGUAUAUUAUGUGUGUGUGCACCGCAAAAUGUGUUUCGUAAGUAAUGCAUAAAUGCGAGCCGGACCUUUCGUCCGGUAAUGCGCAUAACCAAGUGUAAGUUUCUGAAAAUCAACGAUUCUUCGAGAAAGCUGAUGCAGAACAGUGUAAACUGGAGCUGGAGCUAAUGCAAAAUCUGCACAACAAACUACAAUACCCUAGCUGGUAUAGCCAGAUGGCGUGCUUGGCUAGUGUACAACACCGAUCACAUAAAUCUGUUGUAAGUUCGAGAAAAUGAUUGGAACUAAAUUAAUCAUUUGCAUUGUUAUCUGGUUGGUAACGUUGUCAAAAUUAUUGACACGAGCCGAGGAGAAACUAAACAACUCUCAAAUUAGCCUUAAUGAAACUCAAGGCUUAAAUAUUUUCCCAGGAAUCAAAUUUUUCUUGACAGACGGUGAAAUUACUGUGCACAUGCGAAUUUAUGACCUACUGCAAGAAGUGGCAGUGGAGGGUCGAAGCAAAGAAAGGAAGAAUAUUUUAGAAAGACUCAAACAUAUGAUGAUGAUGACGCCAAUUAUUAUGCAGAUACUUUCGCUGCCGGGCGCCAUAGCGUCCAUCAAAAUGUCACUUUUGAAAAGUCUUAUGGUAGCGCAAUUAGCAAUUGCAAUUAUGAUUUAUAAUUUAAUCAAAAGUACGCAAAGUGAGGAAGUAGUAGUAUAUCAGCCGCACCAUCACAAACAUUUUUAUCACAAUUCCCAUUAUCACGACAACGAGGACGAAUGGUUCGGUAGAUGAAUGCUACACGAACAAGUGCGACAAUAAAAACAAUAUAUAUGUAUAUUAUUGUAAGACUAGUUUCGAUUUUGCAAAGCAAUACACUCGAAUGUACGAAAGACAUCUGUGAUAUA